Lichtheimia ornata is the source of this 1647-nucleotide messenger RNA. RefSeq lists its product as uncharacterized. The record is from RefSeq and is a predicted model, not a curated record. Gene Ontology annotation, molecular function: ergosterol O-acyltransferase activity. The transcript has 5 exons. Gene Ontology annotation, cellular component: endoplasmic reticulum membrane. Lineage: Eukaryota; Fungi; Mucoromycota; Mucoromycetes; Mucorales; Lichtheimiaceae. Gene Ontology annotation, biological process: ergosterol metabolic process. Bases 1 to 1647 code for a protein of 548 amino acids.
AUGUCACAUUCACCAGCUCUGCUAAAGACUGCAGUGCUUCAAGCUACAAAGACCCAUGGUGAUGAAUCACAAGCCGAAUUCUCCGAGGUAUCGUCCUUGUCGUCCGAGCCUAUUAUCAGCAACAACAACAACAGCAGUAAUGGCAGCAAUGACAUGAUCACCACCACGAUUGACUCGUCCACUACAACCACCGUUCUCUCAGAGGGUCCAACAGUGGAAAAGACGCAAUCAACGUCCACCACCAUUGCUGAAUCACAGACAACGAGUGCUCACCAAGUGCAUAAGAAACGUCGACUCUUGUUCAAAGCGCGUAUGUCAAAGUUUGAUAUCUCCAAUCCUGAAACAUCAAGCGAUCCGUUUCGUGGCUUCUUUACCUUGUUUUGGCUUGUGAUGGCAUUCUACGUGAUUCAAACGGCCAUUCGAUGCUAUGAACAGGAAGGGGUCAUUCUUAGUCUUGGCUUUUUUCGAUUAUUCUCCAAGGAUGGUCUUGCUUUGCUUGUAUCCGAUAUGACGAUGGUGGCUACGACCAUGUGCAGCGUUGUGUUUUCAAAAAUGCUCAUGUUGGGGAUCAUUCAUUACGAGACAACGGGGUGGGUUAUACAACACGUGUGUCAAACCGUGUUCCUGUUUUUCAAUAUUUAUUGGACGUUUUGGCGUGAUUGGCCAUGGGUUCAGUCAGGCUUCUUUACGCUGCAUACCAUUGUCAUGAUGAUGAAAAUGCACUCCUACACGGCGUUCAAUGGUGAGCUGUCGAUCAAGUAUCGGCGUCUUAAAUCCCUCAAGGAAUACAUCCCCAAAUGGAUUGCUGAGCACAAGGAUGAUCAUGCCGACGACGACAACGACUACAACAAAGAGCUCGAAGGGAUGGAAUCAGAGGUGUCAUUUCUACAAGAUGAAUUGAUCCAAGGCAAUGCACGUUAUCCAGACAAUAUCACUUUUGCCAAUUACUUUGAUUAUCUUUUGGUGCCAAGCUUAGUCUAUUCCAUGGAGUAUCCAAGGACUGAAAAGCCUUGGUAUGUGUUUGAGAAAACAGUUGCUACCCUGGGUUCUUUUCUUUUGCUCUACAUCACCACCGAGCGUUAUAUCCUACCCAAGUUGUAUGAUCCCAACACAUCCGAUCUCCGCGUCAGCAUCGAGUUGUUGCUUCCAUUCAUGACAAAUUACCUUUUGAUAUUCUACAUCAUCUUCGAAUGCAUUCUCAAUGGAUUUGCAGAGAUCAGCAGAUUUGCCGAUAGAAACUUUUAUGACGAUUGGUGGAAUAGUAUUACCUAUGAUGAGUUUGCUCGCAAAUGGAACAAGCCCGUGCACCAUUGGUUACUGCGUCAUGUGUAUGCCCAAUCCAUCGAGUCUUAUCGUUUAUCUAAGGCCAAUGCCACCUUUGUUACAUUUUUAUUCUCGUCAUGCCUUCACGAGCUGGUUCUGGUGAUCGUUACGCGACGUAUUCGCAUGUAUUUAUUUGUGCUGCAGAUGUUGCAGCUCCCCUUGAUCAUGAUCGGAAGACAUCCGCUCAUCCGCAAGUAUUCCAUGGUCGGCAAUAUUGUCUUUUGGUUGAGCAUGUUUGUGGGUCUCCCUUUGUUGGCGAUCCUUUAUUGUAGAGAGGCCUUUUGGUCUGACGCUAUCUUUGGCACACAUAUUCAUUCCCAAUAA